Trifolium pratense (red clover) is the source of this 2751-nucleotide messenger RNA. RefSeq names its product G-type lectin S-receptor-like serine/threonine-protein kinase At2g19130. The coding region runs from base 220 to 2652 and encodes 810 amino acids. The record is from RefSeq and is a predicted model, not a curated record. Gene Ontology annotation, biological process: protein phosphorylation; recognition of pollen. NCBI's taxonomy places the organism in Eukaryota, Viridiplantae, Streptophyta, Magnoliopsida, Fabales, Fabaceae. Gene Ontology annotation, molecular function: protein serine/threonine kinase activity; ATP binding. The transcript has 2 exons.
AGUCAAAUUACAACACGGUCAUUUUCAAGUUUCACAAAUCUUAAUUUGUUGGCUUUGCAAUUAAGAACAAAAUGGAAGAUACAAUCUUCUUCAAUUCAACUUGACCAAGUCAUUGGUUAGACUCAUACAGUCACAAUACUCACAAUAAAAUCUAGCUUUUCUUACAACAUUUGCAGCUGCAAAGUUCAAACCAAACAUUUAACAGCAUUAAUUAACAACAUGAAGAGAAAACCAUUGUUCUUGCUUUCACUCAUCAUUUUAUUCUCUUUGCACACCUACCCUUCACUUUCUGCUAUAACCAUCAUCUCAUCAAACCAAUCUCUUUCUGGUGAUCGAACUCUGGUUUCCAAAGAUGAAAACUUUGAAUUGGGUUUCUUCAAUACACGUAAUUCCUCUAAUUACUACAUAGGUAUUUGGUACAAAAAGAUAUCUAUAAGGACAUAUGUUUGGGUAGCAAAUAGAGAUCACCCAGUUUCUGAUAAAAAAUCUUCCAAGUUAACUAUAUCUGAUGGUAAUUUAGUUCUCUUGGAUCAGUCUCAAAAUCUUGUUUGGUCAACAAAUUUGAGUUCUAGUUCUAGUUCUAGUUCUAGUUCUACUAGUACUAGAUCAAGUUCUGUUGUUGCUGUUCUUUUAGAUUCUGGUAAUCUUAUAUUAAGUAAUAGGCCUAAUGCGUCCGAAUCCGAAGCUCUUUGGCAGAGUUUUGAUUUUCCAACAAAUACAUGGCUUCCUGGUGGCAAAAUUAAACUUGAUAAAGUAAACAAGAAGCCUACAUAUCUUACUGCAUGGAAAAACAGUGAAGAUCCGACAUCAGGUAUAUUCUCUCUUGAACUAGACCCUAAUGGAACCAAUUCAUAUUUUAUGCUUUGGAAUAAAACUCGUCAGUAUUGGACAAGCGGUACUUGGAAUGGACAAAAAUUUAGCUUGGUUCCUGAAAUGAGGUUAAACUACAUUUACAAUUUCACCUUUAUGGAAAGCAAAAACGAGAGCUACUUUACAUACUCUUUGUAUAACAAUACUAUUAUAUCUCGUUUUGUGAUGGAUUUGUCGGGGCAGGUCAAGCAAUUUUCUUGGCUCGAAAGUACUCAGAGCUGGAAUUUGUUUUGGUCAAGGCCAAUAGGACAGUGCGAGGUUUAUGCUUUCUGUGGUGCAUUUGGUAGCUGUAAUGAGAACUCAAAGCCAGCUUGCAAUUGUUUGAAUGGUUAUGAACCAAAGUUGAAAUCUGAUUGGGAUCUUGGUGAUUACUCACAUGGUUGUGUGAAAAGAAACAAGUUUCAAUGUGAGGUAUCUUCCAAGCCUUCUAGCGGUGCCAAGGAUAAAUUCUUAUCCAUAUCCAGUCUGGCUUUGCCUGAAGAUGCAAAACAUGCUGUGGAAGCUGGUUUAGUUGACGAAUGUGAGUCAACCUGUUUGAGCAACUGUUCUUGCACUGCAUAUGCUUAUAACAGUAGCGGUUGUUUCAUUUGGAAGGGAGAGUUCUUGAAUCUGAAACAGAUUUCUCAAGAUGAUAGGAAUGGACAGACUUUGUUUCUAAAACUUGCUGCAUCUGAGUUUUCUGAUUCUAAAAGCAACAAAGGGAUAACAAGCAUUGGUAUUGUUUCUGGUGCUGUUGGCGGUAUAGUGGUUCUCUUUGUUUUUGUUCUAAUUGUCGUGAUUAGGCGAAGAAAGAGACUAGCUGGAGCAAGAACUUCUGUUGGGGGCUCAUUGAUAGCAUUUGCAUACAGAGAUUUGCAAAAUGCUACCAAGAAUUUCUCAGACAAACUUGGAGGAGGAGGUUUUGGUUCUGUUUUCAAAGGAACAUUACCUGAUUCAAGUGUCGUAGCGGUGAAGAAACUCGAAAGCAUUAGCCAAGGCGAGAAGCAGUUUCGAACAGAAGUGAGUACUAUUGGGACUGUACAACAUGUCAACCUUGUUAGGCUUCGUGGUUUCUGUUCCAAAGGCGACAAAAGGCUUCUGGUUUAUGAUUACAUGCCAAAUGGGUCUUUGGAUUCAAGUCUGUUUCAAGAAAAGGUGUUGAAUUGGAAAGUAAGAUAUCAAAUUGCUCUCGGAAUAGCUAGAGGAUUGACUUAUCUUCAUGAAAAAUGUAGAGACUGUAUCAUUCACUGCGACGUGAAGCCGGAAAACAUUCUCAUAGAUUCUGAUUUUUGUCCAAAGGUAGCAGACUUCGGCCUUGCAAAGCUUGUCGGAAGGGACUUCAGCAGGGUCCUCACUACCAUGAGAGGAACUAGAGGUUAUUUAGCUCCAGAAUGGAUUUCAGGAGUAGCUAUUACCGCUAAAGCCGAUGUUUACAGCUACGGAAUGAUGCUUUUUGAGCUCGUUUCAGGUAGACGGAACUCUGAUCCUUCCCAAAAUGGUCAAGUUAAAUUCUUUCCUACAUUGGCUGCAAACGUAGUACAUCAUGGAGGGAAUGUGAUUAGCCUAUUGGACUCGAGAUUGGAGGGAGAUGCCAAUGUUGAAGAUAUCGCUAGACUCAUAAAAAUAGCUUCAUGGUGUGUUCAGGAUGAUGAAGCUCAUAGGCCAUCCAUGGGUCAAGUAGUUCAAAUACUUGAAGGGGUUUUGGAUGUGUCUUUGCCUCCAAUUCCUAGAUCACUUCAAGCUUUUAUUGAUGACCAUGAGGACAUUGUUUUCUUCACUCAUAACUCACAGGGUGCUGCAUGAACCAGCUCUCUGAGCAAUGAGCAGCAACUUUGGAUUCAAGCAUGGCAUCUAUAUCAACAACCGGUCGAAAGCAAUGAAAGAAUUUGUUCUUUGAAAAGC